Molecule: messenger RNA, 1321 nt
Organism: Eurytemora carolleeae
Lineage: Eukaryota; Metazoa; Arthropoda; Copepoda; Calanoida; Temoridae
Product: vascular endothelial growth factor receptor 1
Exons: 12
Biological process (GO): heterophilic cell-cell adhesion
Cellular component (GO): cell surface
Source: RefSeq, a predicted model, not a curated record
CUAUGUACCACCUCCACAUAUUAACAAGACCUCAGGAGAACAUGUAACAGCUGGGCAAACCCUUGUACUCACAUGUACAAUAACAGUAGACUGGAGUAUUCAGAGCCAUAAUGAUGAUGUUGAUGUAGAUGAUGAUAUAUAUGUUGUUGAUGAUGUUGAUGUAUAUGAUGAUAUAGAUGUUGUUGAUGAUGUUGAUGUAGAUGAUGAUAUAUAUGUUGUUGAUGAUGUUGAUGUAGAUGAUGAUAUAUAUGUUAAACACGAUUAUUUUUCAAAACAUUCAAUUAAAUUAUUUAAAGGUGAUCAUCAUUGUGAAAAAAAGUCAAAAAGUCCAGAGUCUAAAGAAAAGUUGUUUUUAAUAAACUGCGUUGAAGAUAAAUUUUCUUGCUUUCAGGUUGGGUUUCUGAUUUCUCCUGUCCUCUUGGAGCACACUGGAAUAUAUACUUGUCAAGCCAGAUUUGAAGGAAAGACUAGCGAAUACAAAACCCAGCUGAUUGUAAGACCUAAAACCAGCUAUGUACCACCUCCACAUAUUAACAAGACCUCAGGAGAACAUGUAACAGCUGGGCAAACCCUUGUACUCACAUGUACAAUAACAGUAGACUGGAGUAUUCAGGUUCGAUUAAGCUGGAGUGUUCCAAACACAUCUAAAAAUGUUGCACGCAUUGAGACUCCUGAUCCGAUCUCAAGAAAUGUUACUUUAGGAGGCAAGCCUUUUAAGGUUGUUGAGCAGCGCCUACGGAUAUCCAAUGCUGAGCAGGAGGACCAAGGAAGCUACGAGUGUGUUGUGACCGAUCAUUCAGGGAAUAGUAAAUCUAAACGUGAAUUUAUCAGAAUCUAUGAGAGAGACCAAAGUUUCCUGAAUGUGUGGCAGGAAGGUUCCUCUACUAUUCAGAAACCAGGGGGGAGAGAGGAAACAGUCCAGUGGGUAGUUAACAUUCAAGCUCAUCCACCUCCUAGGUUGACCUGGUUUGACCCUGACGGUCAGAUUAUACAAGAAGGAGAAGACAAGGAGAAAGGAAGGAUUUUACAAACCUUCCCAACUGCUAAAGAUACAAGGUCUAUGCUGAAACUGAAGGGGUUAGAGCUGGAGAGCAGCGGAGUCUACAGGGUGAGGGUUGAAAAUGAGUUUGAAGUAAAAUGGGAAAAUUUUACUCUCAUUGUAACCGAACCCCCUCAGGUUUCUAUCACUGUGGUAUCUCAACCAGAGAGUGGACUGUUUAACCUUGGUGAAAUGUAUACCCUAAGGUGUACUGCAAGGGGGUAUCCUAGGCCCCGAGUUAGUAAAGAAUAUAUUUUAGGUGUACUGCAAGGGGUAUCCUAG